Aspergillus affinis is the source of this 735-nucleotide messenger RNA. RefSeq names its product GNAT family N-acetyltransferase. NCBI's taxonomy places the organism in Eukaryota, Fungi, Ascomycota, Eurotiomycetes, Eurotiales, Aspergillaceae. The record is from RefSeq and is a predicted model, not a curated record. The transcript has a single exon. Bases 1 to 735 code for a protein of 244 amino acids. Gene Ontology annotation, molecular function: protein-N-terminal-alanine acetyltransferase activity; protein N-terminal-serine acetyltransferase activity.
AUGUCGGCGGCACGACCUCGAGGCCCUAUCGUCUCCUUCCCCCCGGCAUUGCUCCCAUCCCCAAAAACAUCUCUUACAGGCCGAACCAUUCUGCUCGAGAAGCUCGAGCUCAAGCACGCCGAUGAUCUAUUCAAGCUUGUCGGUGGAAACGAAACAUCCAGAACGUCACUGUGGGACUACAUGGGCGACGGCCCCUACACCGACUCGAACGUUUUCCGUGAUGCCAUCGGCGGAAAGUCAGCAUCGACGGAUCCUUUCUUUUUCGCCGUUAUCGACAAACGCGAUACCCAGCCAACCUAUGGCAAGCCUAUCGGAUUCCUCUCUCUGAUGCGUAUCACGCCGAACCAGCUGGGCAUUGAGAUUGGCAAUGUGCUGUUUUCGUCUAUCCUUCAACGCACAACCGGGGCCACGGAGGCAAUGUAUCUCCUGGCAAAACAUGCCUUCCAGGAUCUGGGAUAUCGACGAUUGGAAUGGAAAUGUAAUUCUCUGAAUGAGCCGUCGAGGAAAGCGGCAUUGCGACUCGGGUUCACGUAUGAGGGAACCUUUCGGCAGCACAUGAUCGUCAAAAGCCGCAGUCGGGAUACGGCGUGGUUUUCGAUGUUAAAGGAUGAGUGGGAGGGAGGAAUAAGCCUAGCUAUGGAGAAAUGGCUAGCGAUGGAGAACUUCCACGAAGAUGGAAGUCAGAAACGCAAUUUACAGGAUUUUAGAGCGGACCCUGAUGACAAGAGGGUUUGA